Sinocyclocheilus grahami is the source of this 1131-nucleotide messenger RNA. RefSeq names its product putative claudin-24. The coding region runs from base 239 to 904 and encodes 221 amino acids. The record is from RefSeq and is a predicted model, not a curated record. Lineage: Eukaryota; Metazoa; Chordata; Actinopteri; Cypriniformes; Cyprinidae. The transcript has a single exon. Gene Ontology annotation, cellular component: membrane; bicellular tight junction. Gene Ontology annotation, molecular function: structural molecule activity.
UCCCCAUGUGCACAUUUCCUCUACCUCUUAUGCUCAGAUGAUGAGUGCCUCUUACUGAAGACCAACGGACUGUGAGGAACCUGCAAGCAGAACUCUACAGUAUCUGGAUCCAAGGUGCUACCUCUGUUCUUCUCGCUCUCUCCUCCAUUCCUCUCUCAUUCCUUCUCAUCGAGAGGAGGUGCCAGCCAAACCUGAGGACCGUCGGACCCCGAGAGGGACACGGUAGUGAGAGGUAACCAUGACAAACCCAUGUACGGUGUUUCUGGAACUGCUUGGGAUGCUGAUCGGGAUGGGCGGCUGGUUUUGUUCGUUGGCGGCCACCAUCAUGCCUCAAUGGUUGUCACUUUCUACUGAACUAAUGGGCAUGGAGAGCUACGAACAAGGGCUUUGGGAGGCUUGCGUGAUCCAGGAGGUUGCUGGCAUGGAGUGUCGCCCCUAUGAUACUAUCCUAGGCCUCGAACCCAAGUUUAUGCUGGCCCGUGUUCUGAUGUGCGUUUCGGAUGCCACAUGUCUUCUCGGACUUCUCCUCGCCAUCCCUGCCAUGAGUCAGAUCAACUGCUGUAAGAGUGAGGAGGGAUGGAGGACGAAGCGAGGUUUGAAGAUCACGGCUGGUGUGUUUGUAUGCAUCGCUGGAUUGUUUGUGCUCUUUCCCGUCUCCUACGUCGCUCACGAUAUUGUUAUUAAGUUCUUUGAUGAGACCAUACCUCACGUGGUGCCACGUUCAGAGUUUGGGGAUGCGCUGUUCAUCGGCUGGGCUGCAGGACUUCUUGACAUUGUGGCAGCUGUGUUGUUUUUCGCCUCUUGCUCUGACUCAAGAGACAGUGAACCACAUCUGGUGCAUCACUAUCAAAGGCAGGAGAUCAGAACUAUUGAUGGUUCGAGAAAACGCACUGAGUAUGUUUGAGGGACAUUUGUUGUGUAAUGCCUAUUAGUGUUGAUGGAGCAGGAAAAAAACUUUUGGAUAAUAUCUUCUGGAAAAUGUUUAUACUUACAUUCAGUGUAUCCAUCAAUCAAACUCUUGAAACAGGUAAAGCAUUGUUAUGAUGGAUUUAUCCUUUAAAGUGCCCCAAUUAUGGAUUUUUGAAAAUUAUCUUUCAUGCAGUGUGUAACACAGUUCGAAGUGAAUGAAAA